AUGCGCGCCAACACGACGCAGAAGGCCUACGACGAGGCUUUCCUUGCCUGCUCGACUGCAGUAUACUUUGAGGGCCAGAACAACGAGAAAGAGGCGUUACGAUCGUGGAAAACCGCUCUUGACCACAUCUAUUACCAUAAUGCUCGUCGCAACCCCUCCACGUACCGUCCCGCGUCCGAAACAGAGAGGGCACUGAUCGAAUCGCUGCGUCAGUUGGAGCUGCAAUGCAAAGAGCGUGUGGAUCUGCUGGAAGCCCUAAAGAAAAGUAGACAGGAGUCGAAAGAGAGCCUUGCCUCGCAGUCGUCAGAUAACGAUGCCCCAACACCACCUCCACACGGCGUGCCCCUUUCGCAGAACGAUACAAGCGCAUCUUCUUCAUGGCUCGGAGGCGGAUCUAUACCACCCAUAGAAUAUACAGAUCUUUCGCGACCGCCGCCAUUGCCAUACCGUCCUGCCAUGGCGCCGCGAAAGAGCUCUGGUACUGGGUCUAUACGAGACAACAGCUUGACGCAGACUCGGAGCACAUCAACCCUAUCUCCAGCGAUGGCGGGAGAGAAAAAGACGCGAACACCAUCCCCAGAGAAGAGUGGCAGAAUGCUACGGACAUUGAGACCUGGAAGGGAGAGCAAACCGUCUUCGGCGAAGUUGCCCAACUCGUUGAGAAGUCGCCCGGAUGCUUCAAGGGCGGCGACCCAAGCGUGGAACGUCAAAACUACAGCGACCUCCAGUCGACCAGCGUUGGGGACUCCAAAUCCAUCGAUCAAUUCGCUUACACCCUCAGCUCGCUCGUCCAUUGAAAAGCCGGCUGUUGAAAGGUUGGGUGCGUAUUGUUCCAAACCAGAAGUACAGCAAUUGCCCACACAAGCGCCGUUUUAUUUCAGGGCGGGCGAAGGUUCAGCAUCAACUGCGUAUGCGGUACCACCAUCCGGCGGCGAAACCGAUCCGGAGCCUGUCAAAUCUCCCGCACCCGAGCGAACAGCGCCAACAAUACCUCGCAAAUCAGUCGGUUUAACUCAAGUGCUCAAUGCGCAAGGGGCCAGCACGGCUCUACCCUCAUAUCGGAAGGAAUAUCCAAAGCCCACACUAGACCCUCGGGCCCUCGCUGCUUCUGCAGCAGCGCAUUCGUAUGGUGACACUGGUGGUGAACGAGGUGGAGUCAUUUGGGAUCCUACAACACGGAGGCUAGUACCGAAACCCACAAGUGGUAAUACUAAAGCGCGAAACAGUUCGGAGCAAGAAGACUUGCCUGAGUCUAUACCGCUAGAAGAGGAUGGAGAGUUGGUCAAGCAAAGGCCAUCGCCAGUGCGGAAGGGUAGGGCUAGAGGAAACUCGAUGCGUGCAGAACUACCAGAUACCCCAAGUACGGAUAGUACUGAAGCAGAACAAGAACCGGAAGAGACGGAUGAAUGGAAGCGCCGGACGGAUGAGAUCAUGAAGAAUCUACCACGAGGUGUGGAUAAGCAAGCAGCACAGCAAAUUUUGAAUGAGAUUGUGAUACAGGGAGAUGAGGUACAUUGGGACGACGUAUCUGGACUCGAAGUCGCGAAAUCAGCAUUGAAAGAGACGGUGGUUUACCCGUUCUUGAGACCUGACUUGUUCAUGGGUCUGCGAGAACCUGCACGCGGUAUGCUGUUAUUUGGACCUCCAGGUACCGGAAAGACGAUGUUGGCGAGGGCCGUGGCUACGGAGUCGAAGUCCACCUUUUUCGCGAUUUCUGCAAGCAGUCUGACGUCGAAGUUUCUGGGCGAGUCCGAAAAGCUUGUUCGUGCGCUGUUCCAGCUCGCGAAGAUGCUUGCACCAUCAAUUAUCUUUGUCGACGAGAUCGAUUCGCUCCUUUCGUCACGCUCAGGAUCUGGUGAACACGAAGCGUCGAGACGCAUCAAAACCGAGUUUCUUAUUCAGUGGUCUGACCUGCAAAAGGCAGCUGCUGGAAGCGCAGUCACUGACAAAGACAAAGAGAGAGGCGAUGCCACUAGGGUACUGGUACUUGCAGCAACGAACCUUCCGUGGGCGAUUGACGAAGCAGCGAGACGACGAUUUGUAAGAAGGCAGUAUAUCCCAUUACCGGAAGAUUGGGUCCGGAAGCAGCAGGUGAAGACGUUGUUGAGCCAUCAAAAACAUGAGUUGAGCGACCACGAUCUGGAUUGUCUGGUCAAGCUCACUGAAGGCUUUUCUGGUUCCGAUAUCACUGCGCUUGCGAAAGACGCCGCCAUGGGACCAUUACGCUCACUGGGCGAGAAAUUGCUUUCCAUGACAAUGGAUCAAAUACGGCCGAUACAAUUUCAAGACUUCAUAGCGAGCUUGCAGACUAUCAGGCCCUCUGUAAGCAAGCAAGGACUAAAGGAGUUUGAGGAUUGGGCUACACAAUUUGGUGAACGUGGAGGUUGA
Molecule: messenger RNA, 2388 nt
Organism: Alternaria atra
Lineage: Eukaryota; Fungi; Ascomycota; Dothideomycetes; Pleosporales; Pleosporaceae
Exons: 3
Coding region: 1-2388 (795 amino acids)
Molecular function (GO): ATP hydrolysis activity; ATP binding
Source: RefSeq, a predicted model, not a curated record